UCAGCACGUUGGCUUGACAUUGGGAGUAGAUUGCACCGCCGGCUAGCUCAGACUCAGACCCAGACUCAGUUGCAAUAAAAAUCGAAGGGCUUGAGGAUGGGUGGCUCAGUUUCCAGCCCAGCUGCCACUGUUACAGCAGAAGCUCAUGUUGGCAGUGCCUCGCCUCCGUCGGGCUGCCCUAUGCACCAGGCACGCAAGGAGAGUUCCCCUCCAUCAGAGUGUCCCAUGCACCAGAGUCCGCCUCCUACCGCAGCCUCGGCCGGACCGGCACACCAGCAGCGGGCCUACGAGUUCGUGGAGUGUCCGAUGAAGGCUGCAGACAGACAGUCUGAUAUCGAUCCAUCAAACAUGAUGCCACCACCUAACCAGCAGCCAGCCACGGACCAGCCCUUCCCUUUGCCGGUAAAUAGACAGGAAUCCACCAUCCCAAGAGCGGAAACAGAAAAAAACUGGGUGUAUCCCUCUGAGCAAAUGUUCUGGAAUGCCAUGCUAAGAAAGGGCUGGCGAUGGAAAGAAGAUGCCCUUUCUCCCCAAGACAUGACAAAUAUCAUUAAAAUCCACAAUCAAAACAACGAGCAGGCCUGGUAUGAAAUCCUCAAGUGGGAGGCGCUGCAUGCUGGUGAAUGCCCAUGUGGCCCAUCUCUGAAAAGAUUUGGUGGUAAAGCAAAGGAGUUGUCCCCCAGGGCCAGAAUUCGUCACUGGAUGGGGUAUGAAUUACCGUUCGACCGUCACGACUGGAUCGUGGACCGCUGUGGAAAAGAAGUGCGAUACGUGAUCGACUACUAUGAAGGAGACCUUGAUAAAAACACGUACGAGUUUUCUAUCCUGGACGUGCGUCCAGCAUUUGAUUCCAUCGAAGCGGUUUGGGACAGAAUGAAAGUGGCCUGGUGGCGCUGGACGUCCUAAAUCGAUGAGGUGUUACAUGGACUUAUAUCUGUACUAAUAUAUAAAUAAGAAUCGCGAGUUUUGAUCCAUUUUGUCUGCAGUUGGACUCUUUGUGUUCAGGUUUGCUGUUCUUCUACUUUCUGAGUUGUUUGUGUUACUGUCAUUCAUUUCUGACCAUAAUUUAGGAACGGCUGAGGCUUCUAGUAAAUGUUACACCACCAAUGUAAUAAUUCGUGUGCAUUUUCUUUGAUUAUAGAUCAGUCGUAUGGUAGCAAAUCCGGUUUGUGAUGUUAUUAAUAAAAUGCAUUUGACAGCACUAAAAAGAAAUCCAAAUAUAACUACAAAAUUAAUAUUAAGUGUUACCUGUUGGGGCGGCACGGUGGCUUAGUGGGUAGCACUGUCGUCUCACAGCAAGAAGGUCCUGGGUUCGAUCCCCAGGUGGGGCGGUCCGGGUCCUUUCUGUGCGGAGUUUGCAUGUUCUCCCCGUGUCUGCGUGGGUUUCCUCCCACAGUCCAAAAACAUGCAGUCAGGUUAAUUGGAGACACUGAAUUGCCCUAUGAGUAAAUGUGUAUGUGUGUGUGUGUGUGUGCCCUGUGGUGGACUGGCGUCAUGUCCAGGGUGUUACUGUGUGCCUUGCGCCCAUUGAAAAGCUGGCAUAGGCUCCAGCAAAGUGACCUAAUGCAGUGCGCUUAGCUGCGGUCAUCCCAAGUUGGAGAUAGUAUGGCAUGUAGAAUUUAUAAGGUCAGUCCUUGUUUAGUUUUUUUUCCUAUUUAUUUCUGCAUUUAGUCCAUUUUUCCUCCGAAUUUAGCUCAGCCAAUUAGUCUUCUGCUGCUGGGAAUCCUGAUUGCAUUUGAGUAGGGUAUAUUUACCUGCUCCAUGCCCCCCUCCGACAUGUGCGCAGUCCUCCAACCCCUUCUUUUUCACCCGUGCCUCGGUGGAUUCGCACAUUUACAUUUUUGGCAUUUAGCAAACACUUUUAUCUAAAGCUACUUACAGUGACCGUGUGCUGUCUAAGCAAUUGAGGAUUAAAGGCCUUGCUCAAGGGUCCAACAGUGGCAACCUGGCUGUGGUGGGCUUUUUGAUUACUAGUCCAGUACCUUAACUGCCCCAUGAGGCUCAUCCACUUCUGCUUAGGCGUCUUGGGCUGUGCUAACCAGGGUCCUUACACAGUGUUUUAAAACCCAACCCACUUUAUUAGUCUUAUUAGACUCUUUUUGUGUCUGCUGCAGGCACUGCCAAUUUUGCCCACUAGAUGGCACCCAGUCGACCACUGGCAGAGCUGAGAUUCAAACCGGGUGUUCAGAAUCUCAGCGCUGGUGUGCUAGUGGAAUUUCCCGCUGCACCGCCUGGGAGCCUUUGUUUAAUUUUUUGUCAUGUGACUAAAUAAAUAAGCAAACCUAAUGCUGAUUAAAAAAAAAAAAAAUCCCAGAUGCAACCUGUACCUCAAAACAUAAAGGACACAGAAGAAACUUUACCUAAAAUAACAUAGUUAUUAUAAAUAUAUAAAGUUAAAUAACAUGGUUGGCAGUGUCAUGUCAGCACUGUGUUUUGUGUUUAAAUAAUAAAUAGUUUGGUUGAGAAAUACA
Messenger RNA from Trichomycterus rosablanca, 2471 nucleotides. Its product is annotated as holocytochrome c-type synthase. Gene Ontology annotation, biological process: cytochrome c-heme linkage. The record is from RefSeq and is a predicted model, not a curated record. The transcript has 7 exons. Gene Ontology annotation, cellular component: mitochondrion. The coding region runs from base 97 to 906 and encodes 269 amino acids. Gene Ontology annotation, molecular function: holocytochrome-c synthase activity. Lineage: Eukaryota; Metazoa; Chordata; Actinopteri; Siluriformes; Trichomycteridae.